CGAACGCGCACCGCGCCAGGCGGGCGCUCCUUCAACCUGAACCCGAGCAGGCCCCUUCCGCACCAGCCUCCCGCAUGCCCGCACGCGCAUAACACUCCCUUCAAGCCCAGGGAAUCUUGAGUUACAAUAUCUUGUGAUAAUGGCGGACUCGACGGAGUUCAUGACCCUCGGCGAGCGGGUGGAGCACGCGGUCGCGACAUUGCCGACGCUGGGCAAGGAGGAGAUUCCGCUGGACGACGCGUGUCCGAUUUGCUUUCAGAACUUCGAGGCGAUUUUUGAAGGAAAGACACAAGAGGACACGACCUUUGACAACGCGCUCCUAAUCGCGAGCGACCCGGAAGAGCUCAGGGGCGUCACAAAGCUGAGAGGAUGCGGGCAUGUCUUUUGUAGAAAAGAUUUGAUUGAAUGGAUUCGUGGCUGGCAUGGCACAUGCCCCGCCUGCCGCGCACAGUUCGCGAACAUCCGGCCACCCUCCGACUCGGAGGACGGCUCCUCGGACGGCGACUACGUCCCGAACGAUGACGAGGAAGAUGACGACCUCGAUGAAGACGACGGUUUCGUCGAGUCCGACGGGUGGGACACCGGCGGGGAAGACGAGGACUUCGGCUUCGACGUCGAGGGCGAUGUGGCCGUCGGGUACCUGCCUGGGUACCCGGACAUCGAUCUGGCCGCGGACAUCGACGCGUUCAUCGCGGAACAUGGGGACGGGCGCGACUCGCCCCGCUUCGAGAGAGGCCCCAUAGCGGAUCUGGCCGCGGACUUCGACGCGUUCAUUGAGGCCCACCAGCACGGGAGGAAUAUGCGGGGUCGCGAGGAGGGACAGGGUCAGGUGGAUGGCUACAGGAGGGUGAGACCUGGGGAUCGGGGGCUUGGUUGGGGAGCAGAGGCGAUUGGAUACUCAGAGGACGGGAACAGAGCCGGCUCGGAGGCAGAGGUGUCGCAGGACCUGAACGCUGGCGGUGAUGCAGACAUGGACGAGGGGAUGGAGAAUUGGGGACUCAGCCAUAGUGACGGAGACGCGUCGGAGAGCUUGUCUGAGGGAGAGCUCUUUGCCAGCAUUGAGGACGACCCGCAUAUGGAGGAUGAUGCUGCGGUAGUUGCAGAGCCCGGCUCGCCUUCGGCUGAGGUCCCGGAAGCAGAAACGAAAUAGAGCUAAUAAUCAUAGUCGCACAAGAGAACAUGGCAUCGAGGACUACUUCUACAACAAUAUUGUAUAUACCUUCUGACAUCUGUCUGUCUCCUCGGUUGUAAUCAUGCAUAGUUAUGUAUGUACUCUGUCACAAA
Messenger RNA from Rhodofomes roseus, 1284 nucleotides. RefSeq lists its product as uncharacterized. The transcript has 4 exons. NCBI's taxonomy places the organism in Eukaryota, Fungi, Basidiomycota, Agaricomycetes, Polyporales, Fomitopsidaceae. The record is from RefSeq and is a predicted model, not a curated record. Bases 140 to 1150 code for a protein of 336 amino acids.